Molecule: messenger RNA, 2049 nt
Organism: Cornus florida
Lineage: Eukaryota; Viridiplantae; Streptophyta; Magnoliopsida; Cornales; Cornaceae
Product: pentatricopeptide repeat-containing protein At2g13600-like
Exons: 1
Coding region: 125-1831 (568 amino acids)
Biological process (GO): RNA modification
Molecular function (GO): RNA binding; protein binding
Source: RefSeq, a predicted model, not a curated record
AAUAAUAAUAAUAAUAAUAAAUGGAGGUGGGGGAAUUAGCUUUCAUUCUUUGAUAUGACUCUGGACAUGUAUUUUGGCAAUGGAUUGAUUAAAACUUGAAAUCUGAGUUCCUUUCUAGACUGUCAUGCAAUCAAGUGAAACUUUCUCAGCCGUUGAUUCCUCUCAUCGCUACUCACAUCUCAUCUCAAAGUGCAUCAAAACCAAACACCUCACGCUAGGGAAGCUCCUGCACUCACACUUUAUCAAAACCGCACUAACCCUUAACUUCUUCUUCUCCAACCGCCUCAUAGACAUGUACUCCAAAUGCAAUUCCAUAGAAUGCGCCCAGAAAGCUUUCGAUGAUCUUACAAUCAAAAACACCUUUUCAUGGAACACAAUCUUCUCAGCAUACUCUCGUAUUGGUCAGCUCAAUAAAGCUCGCCAACUGUUUGAUGAAAUGCCUGAACCAAACCUUGUCAGCUAUAAUUCACUCAUUUCCAGUUUAUCCCAUCAUGGGUUUUACAAGGAAUCGAUUGGUGUGUUCCAAAGAUUGCUGAAACAGUAUGAUAAUGUGUUGAUUGAUGAGUUCACUGUGGUCAGUGUAGUGGGUACUUGUGCUUGCUGCAAUGCAUUAGAGUUGUUACGCCAGGUUCAUGGAUUUGCAAUUGUGAUUGGAUUGAGGUUUAAUACUGUGAUGUACAAUGCUUUGAUUGAUGCUUAUGGAAAAUGUGACGAACCAGAUACUUCGUAUUUAAUUUUCAGUCGAAUGCCGGGAAGGGAUGCUGUUUCGUGGGCUUCCAUGGUUGUUGCUUAUGCCCGGGCAUCUAGAUUGGAAGAUGCCCGUUGCAUCUUCUAUCAAAUGCCAACCAAGAAUACGGUUUGCUGGACUGCCUUGAUUGCAGGGUUUGCGCAAAACGGAAAAGGAAGUGAAGCUCUUGGUCUUUUUGACCAAAUGCAGGAAGAAGGUGUCCUACCUAGCUCCUUCACGUAUGUCAGUGUUCUAAGUGCUUGUGCGGAUCUAGCACUUGUGGAAAAAGGGAAACAGAUUCAUGGGCAUAUCAUUAGGAUUAGCAGUGCAACCGAUAUUUUUAAUGUGUUCGUGUGCAAUGCUUUAAUUGACAUGUAUUCCAAGUGUGGUGACAUGAAAUCGGCAAUAACACUAUUUGAGAUUAUGCCGGAAAAGGAUAUUGUUUCUUGGAACUCAAUGGUGAAUGGUUUUGCGCAGAACGGAUACUGGAAGGAGUCACUUCUGAUUUUCAGAAGAAUGAUAGAAGCGAGCACGAAACCCAAUCAUGUCACAUUUCUUGGAGUGCUGUCUGCAUGUAACCACGCAGGUCUGGUAUGUGAAGGACUCCAAAUUGCAGACUCAAUGGAAAAGCAUUAUGGUCUUAGACCAAGACCAGAGCACUAUGCGAUAUUGAUUGAUUUGCUCGGAAGAAAAAACAGACUCAUGGAAGCAGUGGAGUUGAUUGAAAGAGCUCCCAGAGGGUCCGAUCAUGUUGGGAUGUGGGGUGCACUUUUGGGUGCUUGUCGGGUCCAUGGGAAUUCUGAUCUUGCUAGAAGAGCAGCAGAGGCUCUCUUUGAGCUGGAGCCUGAAAAUUCUGCAAGAUAUGUUAUGCUGUCCAACAUUUACGCUGCAGCUGGUAGAUGGGACGAUGCUCGUGGCUUAAGAAGGUUGAUGGAUGAAAGAGGGCUAAUGAAAGACGCGGCUUAUAGUUGGAUUGAGGUAAGGAAUACCAGACAUGAGUUUGUAGCUAAAGACAAGUUCCAUCAUCAGAUAGAAGAGAUAUAUGAAUUACUACAUAAACUGCUAGAUCAUAUGAAGGAUGUUGAAUAUCUACCCCCUCAAUGACAACUCAUUUUUUCCCAAAGUGUCUGAUUUGAUGCAGUAGAUGGUGAACAAACUUUGUAGUAGCUUAGAAGCUUUCUGAUUAACCUGGACGCAGUAACAGAAAGCUUCUCGAUACUAAAUAAUACUGGUUACCAGGGGCGGAGCUAGGAUUGCAAAGCAGGAGGGCUAAAAAUAAUUAAACCUGUGAUUGCUUAAUGUGUCAUUCAUGCUCUAAAUAC